AAGAGAAAAGAAAGAAUUUAAAAAAUAACCCUAUAAAUGGCCCAACUAGCAAGGGCAGCUAAUAUCAUUGAACUAAUCAACAUCAAUAUGUCAAGAAACUGGACUUGCUCUACGAAAAAAUCAACUAAAAGGAACGAGUUUUCCGAACGACAUGUUGAAUCAUUUUCCCUCAUCCACGCACUCUACUUCGCGUGCCAAAGAAACAGCCACUGAAUUUACCAGAAGCAAGCCACCAUGGUGCCAAUCCUUUUGCUGAUUACUACUGCCGCCAACGACAACGAAUCGAGCCGGGUGGGGAAAGUUUAGCUUUUCCUGAACGAUGAUGAUGAGUGACAGUACAUCGACGGGCGAGGAAAAAACUAUAAAGCAAGGUUCACGCAACAAGCUGGACUUAGUGUACUGAUUUAAUUCGACACCAAAUGGAUACGCGGUUUUGGUAGCGCGGCUCAGAAAACAUCUACUGUCGAUGGGAAAAUAAUUACGCGAAAUGGCGAAUCUAGUGCAAAUAGUUAUCAUCAUAGCUACGAUCCACAUCGUCCGACCGUUAUCGAUCGAGCAUCCGCACAGCUUUUCGCUAUUCAAGCGGGGCGUCGUGCUUGGGGACAUGACAUACAGCUAUGCCUCGACGGAUAUGGGAUCUUCUAAUGGAGGACGUGUUAAAACGUUGACUGUCAUCAAAAACGUAUCCAUACCCAAACCCACCAGCACAAUGUUCAGCGAUCGCACAGAGCAAUUCUUCGAGACGUUCGAUUUAACCGGUCACAAGAAGCAAGAACAAGUUCAGUACUGGCCUCCGGACGAUACCAACAAAAUGAAGAAGAUUUCUCUUAAACCACCAACGUUCGAGAUACCUAACAUACCCAAAAUUAAAGAACCCCCACAAGAAGAACUUAAACAUCCAGCGGAACUGCUAGAAAUUGUUAAAAGUGCAUCAAAAACCCAAAGUCAACUGAUAAAAGCGCAGAAAUUUGCUAACGACGACACUGGUCCUGUCAUGUUUCCGCCGGAUGCCCAAAUGAUGAAGAAAAAGAAUAAUGGCGUGGUUAGUGUAGCUAAAGAAUAUACCAGCAUACUUACUAGUACGCCAAAAGACCGUAGUAAAACUAAAACUGUCAGUAAACUAAGCACAAAGGUUGAACCAACAAAAACCCAGGAAUCCCAUCCCGAUAACUACAAUUCGUUUGAUCCUAGUUCCCUGUAUGAAGACGAUUUUGAUCAAACGGAAUACGUUUACUCGCCGGAGACUAAAACAUUUGCCUUCAAACAGAUUUCCAAGGCUUCACCCGACCUUAAAGAUAAGCUCAAGAACACUGCAUAUGCCGUUAAAGAUCCUUCCCCACCGAGUACGAUAGACUUCAAACUGUAUAACGAAAACGCAACAACAACUCCGGAUUUGCUGUUCUCCGAGCUGGCAAACGCCGUGGCCACUCGGAACGUCUCGAUGAUCAAAUCCUUGGCCGGGCAGCUGGAGGAACCUUUCGAGUUUGCCAAGUUCAACUUUGAGUCGCUCAAAACCGAAGAAUACAUUCCGAUUUCAUUCGAUUUCAAUCCAACCAGUAAGAAGGAACCGAUGCAGGAAACGACCACGACGGAAAUGAAGAAAAUGGACAUUUCGGAUGAGUUUGGUCCCACGACGGUAGAGACUCCUAUGCCGACCACCAAAAAGCCAUCCAAGUACAUUGCACCAAGACUGAGGGGAUUCAAAAGAUUUUCGUCCCGCAAGCAGUGAACCAGCCAUUAUUGUUGAAUAGUUUACGUAAGAGAUUUAGUAAUUUAUUACAGUUGUUUUCUUUAUUUUUAGACCUUUUACCGAGUUGAGUAUUCUGCUUUUGAAAUAAAAACAUUAUCGAACGUAACGUUUUAGUACAUGAUCCGAAGCUUUACAUGCAAUGUUUGAAGAAGAUAACACAAGAACUAUUUCUUUGCCAUACUUUUAAAAGAAUUGGAUAAAAAAUAUUUUGAACAAAGUAUUACGCGUAUACAAUUUGGACAAUUACAACAAAAUCAAAAGGAAAAAUCUAAAUAAUUUAUGCUUAAUCUGACCAAAUUUACUGUUUCCUUUUUGUUUCAUCACUUCCACGAUUGUCACGCAACUUUUUUUUAUAAAUCACCCUCAUUCUUGUUUACGUCGGAUCCAGCUUUCGACCGAAUCCUAUUCGUUCGAAACCAUGGCCCUCGAUUUUGCUGGCGCAAACGGGAAUGCAAACGGGUUUCCGCUCCAAAGAACUUAAACUAUGAUAAGGGUGAAUAAUUCAUAAAACUUUUUCAAUGUUCAAAAUAUUGCAUAUUUUUGAAUUUCAAGCUUUGUGAACUCUUGUAAAUCAGUUUUUUAAGCUCUCAAAAAAUCAAUGAAAAAGUUAGGAAGAUUUUAUAUGUUAUUCCAUCGAUUGUUCUGAACUGUUAGCCAAAUUAAAAUUUAAGGGGGCAGGAUCCGUCAUUGAUAUAGGAAUGUCCAGAAGCAGUUUUUUCGUUCAAAA
Molecule: messenger RNA, 2477 nt
Organism: Aedes aegypti (yellow fever mosquito)
Lineage: Eukaryota; Metazoa; Arthropoda; Insecta; Diptera; Culicidae
Exons: 2
Coding region: 488-1729 (413 amino acids)
Source: RefSeq, a predicted model, not a curated record